GUAUUCAGUCGUUCGUUUACAGACUUUCAUUUCCCAUCCUAGCCCUCGUUCAUCUCUUUCGCGAGACCUCUUUGCCCUCCAAUUUCUUCCCCGAUCAAUUGCAGCCUUGCAGGUUGUCAAGGUGCAGCUCUGUAUUCCGCCGAUUGAGUUCCUUUGCCGAACGGGUUUACUCCAUUCAGCUAGCUAUUCAGAUUCAGUCAUUCAAAGAUCACCUUCAGACAAACGUCUUGGAUUCAGACAUUCAGACAUUGCCCAGUUGAUCAUUCAGUUAGUUGUGGCAACAUUGAUCGAUUGAUUAGAGAUAUGGCACUGCAGCGUUUCUGUCGAGCUUCUCACGGCUUCCAUCGUCACUCUCGGCCAUUGAUCAUAGCUGCUGCUCUAUUCAGACCCUGGAAUGCACAACACCCUAGCUCUGGAUUCAUUCUUAACUCCAGCAUAAACAACCACAACCCUUCCCUGCCUUCCUCUCCACACUCCUCUAGUUCCAUUCAUGACUCUGAAAAUUUCUACUGGAAGCUCUUCCAACACCCUCCUUUUUCUUUUUCCUUUUCAAAACUUGGACAUUUGAGUGUCCGGCAAUCUUUUCAGUUCUCUUCAUUAGCUAACACAGAAAAAACUAAAAAUGAGCACAAGUCGACUUGGGUUGAUUUGUAUUUGCCCCAAAGAGUCCGGCCAUAUGCCCAUUUGGCUCGACUUCAUAAUUCCAUUGGGACCUGGUUACUCGUUUGGCCUUGCAUGUGGUCAAUUACUCUGGCAGCAUCACCCGGGAGUAUGCCUGAUAUGAAGAUGAUCGUUCUGUUCGGUUGCGGAGCUUUGCUUCUGCGAGGUGCUGGAUGUACGGUCAAUGAUCUGCUGGAUCGUGACAUUGAUGUGAAGGUACAGAGAACAAUGUUGAGGCCUAUUGCCAGUGGAGUUGUGACACCAUUUCAGGGUCUGUGUUUUCUUGGCUUUCAAUUGCUUUUGGGUCUUGGGAUCCUUUUGCAACUAAACACUUUUAGCCGCGUUUUAGGAGCUUCUUCAUUGUUAUUGGUUUUCUCUUAUCCCCUCAUGAAGAGGUUGACAUUUUGGCCUCAAGCUUUCUUGGGACUAACCUUUAAUUGGGGAGCAUUAUUAGGUUGGGCUGCCAUUAAAGAUAGUCUUGAUCCUGCUGUUGUGCUCCCACUUUAUCUAUCUGGUGUGUUUUGGACCCUUGUCUAUGACACUAUAUAUGCUCAUCAGGACAAAGAGGAUGAUAUUAGGGUGGGGGUUAAAUCUACAGCCUUAAGAUUUGGGGAUUCAACAAAAGAGUGGAUUGCUGGGUUUGGAUUAGCAUGCACCAGUAGUCUCGCUCUGUCCGGGUACAAUGCUGAUAUUGGAUGGCCAUAUUAUGCCUUUUUGUUAGCUGCAACUUCCCAAUUAGCAUGGCAGAUUAAAACAGUUGACCUAUCCUCUCGUGUGGAUUGCAACAGAAAAUUUGUGUCUAACAAAUGGUUUGGCGCCCUCAUUUUCAGUGGGAUAUUAUUUGGGAGAGUCCUUGUAUAAUGCCCGGUCAGAAAAGUAAGACACAAGGCAUGUCCCCCCUUCACUUGCUGGCUCAGUCUCGAUCUCUACCCAGGGCCUUGGUUUUGGACUUUUGGAUAAACCCGUUGGGCGAGAAGUAGAUGGGUUCAGCAGAUAAUGGGUUUCAAACCAUCACUACUUAUGCUCCUUACAACGGAGCACGUGUAUUUCAAAAUACAUGUUUUUAUAUAGUUUUUAUAAUCUUAUCUGCUAGAUACAUAUUUUACAGCUUGAAAUCUUUACAGCGAUUUGUGUCCAUGGAAGAAUGCUACUCUGUUUUGGUGCCACAUUUUGCAUUCAG
This is a messenger RNA of Cuscuta epithymum, 1840 nucleotides long. Lineage: Eukaryota; Viridiplantae; Streptophyta; Magnoliopsida; Solanales; Convolvulaceae. The record is from the annotation of a GenBank genome assembly.